This is a messenger RNA of Cryptomeria japonica (Japanese cedar), 1041 nucleotides long. RefSeq lists its product as uncharacterized. The record is from RefSeq and is a predicted model, not a curated record. The coding region runs from base 15 to 773 and encodes 252 amino acids. The transcript has 2 exons. Gene Ontology annotation, molecular function: DNA binding. Lineage: Eukaryota; Viridiplantae; Streptophyta; Pinopsida; Cupressales; Cupressaceae.
ACUAAGCAUUAAUUAUGGCAAGUUUUGAUUGGCCACUAGAAUCAUGCCCAUCUGGAUAUAUAGGCACCCGUCCUAAAGGUGCUAGAGAUAGAGCUUGGAGGUAUGCCUAUGAGGGACCGAAACCUGGGACAGUUAUUUGCAUAAAGUGUGAAAAAAUAGUUCAUGGAGGCAUCAACCGCCUCAAAUGCCACCUUGUAGGCAUAGACAGGCAUGAUGCUAGAGAAUGCAUAGGGACCACUCCUGAAAUAAAAAGAGAAAUGAAUGCCCUACUUUCAGCUGGGGAAGAGAAGAAAUUGCAAAGGGAGAGGGCAAAGCUAGCCAUGAGAUCAGCCAUAGCUGAAUAUCAAGGUGUUUCUAUUGAUUUUGAAGAAGAACAAGAAGCACUUGAGGGCAUAGUGGGCUCUCGGCGUGGCCCGCGUAUCCGCAAACCCACCACCACCUCGCCCAUUGCUUCUGCUUCCUCUAGUAGAGUACCUAGCACUAGCAGUGGCAUUGUUGCAUCACGAUCAGGGUCCAUAGGUGAUUAUUUUGUGCCCAGGAACACAUCUGGAGCACAACCAUCAUUAGAGGCCACUAGAUGGAAUAGGGAGGCACAUGAAAAAGCCGACAUUGCAUGUGAUGAUUUUUGGUACUUCAACAACAUUUCAUUCAAUGUGGCAAAUAAUCCUUUUUGGCUGAAUUUGGUGACCGCAAUGACAGUUGCAAUAAAAGGGGUACAAGGUCCCUUCUCGCAAGGAUUUGAGUGGGAGGUUGCUCACAAAUGCAGUUGCUAGGGCAAAAGAAGUGGUGGAGGAACAAAAAAUUGAAUGGGUAAAAUAUGGCUGCACCAUUCUUUCUGAUGGGUGGACAGAUGGCAAGAACCGCACCAUCAUUAAUUUUCUGGUUGCUUGCAAGGAAAAUGUAGUGUUCUUGAAAUCGGUUGAUGCCUCUAGCAAGGUGAAAAAUGCAGAAACAUUGGCUAGAAUGUUGGAGCAUGUUGUCAUGGAGGUGGCAGUAGAGAAUGUGGUGCAAAUCAUCACAAAUAAUGCAGCAGCAUAUGUG